GCCGCGCCGAGGCGCUUGGCAGACGGACAGCGCCGGGUCGGACCGGAGAGCGCGCGGGGAGAGCGGGCGGCGGGGAUCUCCGAGCCGAAGCGCGGGCCGUGACUCAGGGAACCCUCGUGAGCUGCAUCAUGGGAGCAGUGGUAGUUGAUGAUGGUCCAUCUGGCGUCAAAGCUCCUGAUGGAGGCUGGGGCUGGGCUGUCCUUUUUGGCUGUUUUAUCAUCACAGGAUUCUCCUAUGCCUUUCCAAAGGCAGUCAGUGUCUUCUUCAAAGAACUUAUCCGGGAAUUUGGCAUUGGAUACAGUGACACUGCAUGGAUUUCCUCCAUUCUGUUGGCCAUGCUGUAUGGAACAGGUCCGCUGUGCAGCGUGUGCGUCAAUCGCUUUGGCUGUCGCCCGGUCAUGUUGGUAGGCGGCCUCUUUGCCUCCAUGGGGAUGGUGAUAGCCUCCUUCUGCACCAGCAUCGUUCAGAUCUACCUCACCGCAGGGGUGAUCACUGGUUUGGGUCUGGCUCUCAACUUUCAGCCUUCGCUCAUCAUGUUAAACCGCUACUUUGACAAACGCCGACCUUUGGCCAACGGGCUGUCAGCUGCUGGGAGCCCAGUGUUCCUUUGUGCCCUUUCACCUCUGGGGCAGAUACUUCAACACGAGUAUGGUUGGAGAGGAGGAUUCCUUAUACUGGGUGGGAUGCUGCUCAACUGCUGUGUAUGCGGAGCGCUAAUGAGACCUCUGGAGCCGCCCAAAAAAUCUGAAGCUACCAAAGAACCUGCUGAGAAGAAAGCAAAGAAAAAACUCCUGGAUUUCAGCGUGUUUAAAGAUGGUGGUUUUGUGAUCUACACGCUAGCAGCAUCUAUCAUGGUGCUCGGCCUCUUUGUUCCCCCAGUUUUUGUUGUGAGUUAUGCCAAGGAUUUAGGGUAUCAGGACACCAAAGCAGCUUUUCUUCUGACGAUUCUGGGAUUUAUUGAUAUCUUUGCUCGUCCCAUUUGCGGAAUAGUAGCUGGUCUCAAGUGGGUUAGACCACGUUGUGUCUACCUCUUCAGUUUUGCUAUGAUUUUUAACGGCUUUACAGAUCUCAUGGGCUCCAUGUCUGUUGAUUACGGUGGCCUGGUGGUCUUCUGCAUUUUCUUUGGCAUUUCUUACGGAAUGGUAGGUGCUCUUCAGUUCGAAGUUCUCAUGGCUAUUGUUGGCACUCAGAAGUUUUCCAGUGCUAUUGGCUUGGUGCUCCUGGCAGAAGCGGUGGCGGUUCUGAUCGGUCCGCCGUCAGCAGGAAAACUCCUGGAUCUGACACGGCGGUACAUGUUUGUCUUUAUUAUCGCUGGAAUUGAAGUUACCACUUCAGCGCUGGUGCUGGCCUUGGGAAAUUUCUUCUGCAUUAAGAAAAAACCAGAAGAACCACACACAAAAGAAGCAGCAGCAGAAAGAGAGGAAUUAAACAAAUCUGAAGACAAAACUGCCGAGGAUGCCAAGGUGGACUCUAUUGAGGUGGAGCAGUUCCUAAAGGAUGAGCCCGAAAAGAACGGCGAGGUCGUAACCAACCCAGAAACCUGUGUGUGAGCACAGCACAAAACCCACACGGCGUUCGGAAGAGGGUCAAACAGAAUUUCAACACUAUUUAUUUUAGAAAUAGAACUAGCUUAGGGCUGGGCCGUCUGCUUUAUUAACUGGAGGCCGGUCAGCUCAUCGGGUCUCUCUGGAAGCUGAUUUUACUAGACAACCUUUCAUCAGAAAAUUAGCUUUAUCAUUGAAAGGUGAAACGUUGUGGUUAUACUUUUAAUGUAAACAAAAAAGCUUUUCUGAACACAAGUAGAGUUUUGCCAUGCAUCACCAGAAACUGCUCACUUGGCAGAGAUUGAGGAAGGAAUUAUGUGUACGCUUUCAGAUAAUACGGGUGAAAUUGCUGUGUUGUGUGGCUAAAUGUAAUUUCCCUUCCUGUGCUUUUUGGGAAGGGGAAAGAGGUUGAGAUGGAGAAAAAUCUCAGGAACUUAAAGGUCUCCAUUAGGUCUUUGAAUUUCUUACUUUUUUUAGACUUUCAGAUGAAUUGGCUCAGCCCUAGUCUAAUUUUGAUAAUACCUGUUACUUUGGUUUAUGCAAAUGUAUUUCUAUGAGUUUUGUCUAAACCUGUAGUCUUUGUAAUUGUCAUCUGGAAACACUGUCCACAGAAAGGCACAUUGCAGGCACUGUCCUCAGCUGAUCACACAAGCCCUGAUCCUAGGGAAGGCUAAAAGGAAAAUAAAAUGAAUAGAUUCGAUCCGACAGACAAUAAACAAAGUUCAUCUCCGUUUGUAUACACUGCUCGCAGUUCAGCUUCUCUGCAACACUGAAAAUUAUUAAGGUAUCAUCCAGAAGAUGGACAGGAGGCUUAGUAGAACCUUCUGAAAGUGUUUUUGUUCUGUACAUAAAUUUUAAUUGUCCAGAUGACAUCUAUCAGGCACGUGGCCGUUGGGUAACUUAGGGGCAAGGUUGGGACUGCUUUGAAACAUGUUACUGUUACAUCUUUAAUAUGCAACAUCAGCAACACAUUCUUCCUUUAAUGUUUAAUUUACCCCACUUCCCUCUGCUUUAUUAAUCUAUAGAAGUUCAGAGGGCCAUUGUGGUUGCUUAAGAUGGUGGAACUGCUGAUCUCAUUUUUGACGGCUCUGAAUGAGAGCUCAUCAAGAGCUGGGCCUGCUCUGCUGCUCUGCUCUGCUGCCUGUUUGCUACACCAAGGCUCUGUGUAUCCUUACAUUGUGCUUGGCAUCAGAUGAGGAAGGGGAAGUAACACAAAUGGACCUGACAAGACGGGCAGCACUGGAGAAAUGCAGAAAGGGAAAAGAUUCACUGUGAGGACUUCAAGUAGGAGAAGAAGCUAAAAGGAAGGCAUUCUCUAUUACAUGCAUAAAAAAAUAGAGUAUACUGUCUAUACUACAUUUUUUUCCCCACAAACACAUUGAAAAUAUGUAAUAUUUGCUAUAAAUGAUGCUAUUUCAGCCCAGUUUUCAGAUGCAUGUAUAAAAAGCCCUGUGGGAUUUAUGAGUGCAGUAACGAUCUUCAAAAUAGGCUUAAUUGCAAUGGAUUCUAUUUUCUUCUCAGUAGGGAAUCUAAGGCAGUAUACAAAAGAAUUAGUUGCCCCACGUGAUCAUUUUAGGAGAUACAGUGCAACCAAGGAAAGGCCAAAACCACAACCCAUGGGAUUAUUCUGGAAACCAGCUUCCACUCUGCUAAUUCCUUCACGAUGGUUUUGCAUUGCUAGGACAAAUUUAAAUCUUAGGAACACCAUUUGAUUCUUUUGGUAGCAGUUUUAAGCAGAAAUGGAUGCUGCACUCAAUAAAGUGUUUAUUUUUUAUAUUGGAUACAGUGCAGUCCUCUUUCCUUUUCUCUCCACUGCCUUGACUUCCUUUGAAGGAAUCCUCCACCUGUGCCAGCUGCUCUGCCUGGACAACCACGUCUGUGUUAAGCUGUGCUGGGGCUUCUGCCCAACUGCUUCUACAGCCAUAGCAAAAUAGGCCUUCACAUUCAGCUCCUCCUAAUCCAAGAUGUACAAAAAGAAAAGCCCCAAAAACCCAACUAACAUCUACUGCAUACUAGAAUGGAAGGAUUGUAUCUGAACCCUUUAGCAAGAGCAGCCUGCUUUUUAUGAAUCUCACUCUGCUUAUUGCAAACUCAUAAGGAAUUGCCUUCAAACUCUUUCAGGACUUUUUGGUGCAGCAUUGCUUUAAUCUCAGCACUGUUGAGGUGGAAAUCCCUGAAUUCCUAACACCCCUUUGUGCUCUUGUACUUGGAAGAAACAGGCGGCCAGUCCAAGAAUGGCUGAAGAGGUAACAGUGGGGUGCAGGGGCAGUAGAGCUGCACAACAAGAUGUGGAUGAACCCUCCUUUGUUCAGCCUGCGACUUGGGUGGAAGACAGCUAGCUACACAUGUGUGUCAAAGGCCGUGCUGUCAUUUGCUUUCCAUCACACACUGCUGGAGCACAUGUAACUGCAGUCAGAAACCCGGGUGCAAUAUAUCCAUGUCUGUACCUGCAUAUAGAAAGCAACUGACAGAUUGCUUUGCAGAUAUUUCUCCAGAACUGAUGAAGAAUCUCUUAGCACACAGGCUAGCAUAAUUCUAAAGUUGUUUGGGCCUUUGAGCGUUCUAUGAAUUGAGAUGAUAUAAAGGACUGAACAGAUUGUUAACAUUUAAACCCAACAAAACAGGUGUUAGGUGAUGUAAAAUCAUCCUGUAACCCAACCACAUUUCACAAUAAUGGUUCCCAAUGCACUCACGUACACACCUUUGUUCUCUCCCAAGAAAAGCUUAAAUUUGGUAGAAAGCCCCAAGGGAUCUGCAGGAGCACGCAAGCAUUACAUGUGACAACAGUAAGUACUGAUUUGUGCACAUCCCUCUGUCUGUCUACUGCAGGUCUCUUUGGGAUGACAGGAGUACACUUUGGUUUUGUGCAACAAGAUGAUUUGUUUCCUGUUAAUGCACUUUAAUGUUACGUGUACGUUUAUACCUGGAUUUGUUUGAUGCUUUUCUAGUAAACUGUUGCAAAAAUAGUGAAUAAAUAUUUAUUUGGUUAUCAAAAGCUGUGGAUGUGAGAAAAUGAGAUUAGAAAGAAAAAUGUUACCACCCAGAUUUGGUGACUGGGCUCUGUUGGAUGUGCUCACAGGGCCAUACAGCAGCAGUGUCAGCAUCAGCAGUGUCGUGAUCCCUGUGAUGCUCUUUACCACACUUGGAUCUUGAAAGCUUCAAAGAAAACAUUAAGAAUGCACUUGUGGUGUUUUCUGGGCACCUGGCUGAGACCUUCCCAAAGUGCAUUCCCAAGGCUGCACCCAAGUGUAUCAAAACCACAGUUCCUUCAGUGUAGGAAGAGCUCCGUUUUGCUAUCCAGAAGCAUGGGGAUUUGGAAAGUUCAAAACUAUUUUCACAUAAUUCUAAGCAUUUCUGCUGAGAAACCUUGGAGGAAUCUCUCCAAGUACAGCUUCAAAAGUUUCUGUGUAUGUACACUUUGAAAAUCCUAGAUCUAGUUUACUGUAUAUAGCUAUAUACACGUCUAAGGUAGAUAUCUAAAUAGGUACUGGAAUAAAAGUAUGGUCACUUUUUAAUGCUAGUUUAGUUGGAGAGGUGAGACUUAAGGUCUAACCAAAAGCUUUGCUAUCCCACUCACCAGAUCAAACCACGUUCUGCUGCAAGAAUGAACGUUACCAGGUAGACCAAAGCCACAGAAUUAGCUAUCACAUGCUUAUAGCACAUCCAUGGGAGAGAAAACCAGUUUUACCUUUGCCUCUCUUACUCUCCUGAGCCUGAAACAAGAUGGACAUCCACUGUGAAGGAAAACGUGCAUGGCCUGAACUGCACUGCUCUCUGACCCUGCUGCUGGACCUGCAGUGAGGAAACCAAAGUGCUGAAGGAAGGCGACCUGCUAACAUUUGAAGAGUGAACAACUCUGGAAAUAGCAGGGGCAUCGCAAAUGAGAAGCAAUGGCUUUGGGAUGUAUAUCUUAAUGGCCUUGUCAGUGCUCAAGGCCCAGAGCUUGUCUUCACGUGAGUAGAAAGAUGCAGAACUUACAGCUCUUAAGUCUCUCUCCAGUGACACAACCUGGAAGGUUGGCAGUGCUGUGUUCAUCUGAGACAGCAAGGAAAGUGAAGAGGCACACAGAGUAAAGGACUACUUACCUCUAAUUACGUGCUGCUUGUUCUUGGACCAGUUUCAACACCUGCUUUGCUUUCUCAGCAAUAUUCCAGCUGGCAAAUUCCUCAUUGACCCUCUGAAUACUACAAAAAUGAGGAUAGCUCUUCCCCUUCUGACUCUUUGACUGUUGCUGUUUCAGAACUUAAAACGCUCUCAGUAGAAAGCCAAAGCCAAUAAAGAACUGCAUCUAGAUUUUAAUCUUUACACUUUUUAAUUGAAAAAGUCUUUUUAGCCAUGCAGAAAGAAGUGCAGUAAGAUCUACAGGUUCACAGCAUCAAUCUUAAAAUGCUACUUUUUAGCAGUGGGAACAGAGAAACACAUUUUCUUCCCAGCUGGUAAGGUAUCAAAUGAUUUCCUACUCUGCUCCACCCCUCCCCCCUCCAGCAUCUUGAACGGCCACAGGAGACAAAGACACAGACAGCAGCAGACUGGGGCUUAAAGCAUUAGGAUACAGCAGAUAAUUCCCUCCUUUGCCAUGUUCCUAUUUGUUCAUUAUAUCUGUUUUUUUUUUUAAUGGCUGGUUCUUACCCACGUCUGACAGUGCAAACUUCCCCCGUGUAACAUUAAGAGAUGAUACCAUGCUAAAGAAGUUUUGCCUUUUAUGUAUUGUGCUGUUUCAUGGACUGUGUAUAAAUAGAUGAUCCAGUUUUCCUGUUGUCCAUCUGCCUGCAGCACGCGACAGUUUCAUUCAAAGAACACAAAUCAUUCUAUUUCUGUUCAGGAGAAAAACCCCACGAACAUCUGAGCAGUGUCCUUGUGCACAUACUCACAGGAUUCAGCUCACAGGAUUCUGCUGUGAAACAGAUUCUCAGUGAGGAUGGGGCUGCUGAGUGCUCUCCUGUUACAAACACACUGCAUGGCAAAGUGCUUCACACAAUACAGAUUCACAGUGAAACGCAGGCCCUGAAAAACCAAUGCUGUUUUUAAUAAUGAAGUGCUGCAAUCUGUAAGGGCAAAAACAUGCUAACGUGUCUCAUUCAGUUAACUGCAGGAGCUGCACUGUUGUAAGAUUAAAUCCAUGGUGGAUUAAGCUUCCUCACAACUGAAUUAAACCUACAUUUCUGACCAUAUGGUUCAGCACUAUUAAACAAACAGCAGCAUUGUUUGUACACGUGAAACGAGCAAUGUUAAAAGGAGCUGCUUUUGCCAAGUAGAAUUACAAAACCCCAUAAAAUAAAUACUUUUAUUUUGUUCUUUUACAAAGAAAAAAUAUGACUGAAAAGAACAGGUUACACUGCAGCCGAUGAUCGACUCACACAUCCAAAACCCCACUUUAAAGGUUGGGAAACUCCAUUUCUGUGAGCGUUGCCCCAAGCAGUUUUUACAGAGCAGCUGCCACUCGGAUUUGUAACACAGAAAGGCAGACACAGGAGCUGUGCUGGGCAGCCCUGCUCCGCUGCAGAAGGAUGAGGUGCUGCCACGUGCUGCACAGCUUCCUCCAAGGGAGCUUUCAAGUUCGUUGGUGAUGCUAACGUGGAACACACAGACUACCUGCAGGCCUUUACUUCAGUACCUCUGCUACAGGGUAACAUUUAUUUUCAGUUAUUUUCAAGGUAUGUGUACCACAGAGAGGUCAGGAACUUGGUAGCCAUCACGGUUAUGUACAACUGGAGCACAGGUGAUGUUUUCCACAUUAAAGUACAUAGUUUUAAGUGAGAUUAAACUAAUAAUACUUCCAGCUUUUCAAGGCCUAUUCAUCAGAAACAGAGUACUCCUCAAGCUAUUUGCCCUCAGAUCUCCUUGUGAGGACUACAUAGCAAAAGCUGGUACCACACAAGGCAUUGUGGGCAUAGUUGCUUUGCUCCUACCUCCUGGAACCAAUCCAGUCUCAACAGCAGUUCUUUCCUGUACCUCCUCUCACUACAAUGCAUCACUUGUUAGAUAAAGCUCUUGUGAAGAUGACUUCUAGAAAAGCAGCAAUACUCAAACAGAAACAUACAGAGACAGAAGAGGUGCCCUCUGCCAGCAAAGCAAUGGAUGUCUUUUUUCCCCCUGCCUACCUUACAUUCUUCAUUCUGCCCCUCAGUCCUUCAGCUGACAUUCUAGCUAUCACCAUUUCAUCAAACCUUUGCAAUGGACAGCAUUCUAUGUACAGAAAUCAUUAAAAAAAUGAUUAAAAAAUGUUACAUCAAGUAAACAGUAAAGAGUCAUUUUAAGUAAGUUACACCAAAGAAGAAUAGAAGUCACUAUGAAUGUAUUUACACAAUUGUUAAAGUACACAAAUACAGUGGUAGUACAAAUGAAGUGCUCUGAUACUGGUUUCCAAUACACAGGUUUAUACAGACAGCCUAACGAUGUCCUGCAUGAUGGAGUUUAACUGUUACGAAGGAGAAAAACUGCCCACAACUGAGAACAAUUCUAGAAGUCUGCAAUCACCUUUAAGUAUAGCACAGCAAUCUAAUGUUCCAGAUACAGAGAGAAUAAAGAGGCUGCUGCCUUUGCAAUCCCUCUAGCAGUACGUUAUUAACCACAGAUAUUUACAAGGAAAGCACGGUGAAGUGUAAAACUGUUCAAAUGUUGGUGCACAUGCCUAAAAUACCAAAGGUUAUAGUGACUGAGGAAAUAAUUCUCUUAUGCAAACUUAUAUGGAUCCAGCUCUGUAGCUUUCCCACUACACUAGCCAAAACACACUGCCCCUCAGACCCAGCACAAGCAAAUACUCAAUGUCCUGAAAUCACCUGAAAACAGCCAAAGGAAAAUGAAUUGUGUUUAAUCAAUGGAUCUUUUUGGGGGGAGGAAACAGUGAAUUUGCACAAUUUUAAAUUAAAAUCAUUCUUCCUAAAACUUGGAAGGCCAGUAAGCCUUUAACAGUUUGGGUUUUCAGCAGGGAAGAAUUUCUUGCAGUAAGUAACCUUAAACGACCCUCACAUGUGCACUUUCAUUCCCAGCAUGGAACCUCUCAUGACUCCUGUAAUAAUGGUAUGAAGAGGACUUCUGGUACUGUUUCAAGCACUACUUGGACAAAAUACUUAUUUCUGCAUUAUGAGACUGUUUACAGUGGCAAUAAUAUAAAGCAUUUCCCAUAUUUAAUAAGGACAUUUUUGCUAACAACACCUGCAACAGUUUUUUGGACAACCAAAGCGAGCCAUCCAUUCCUAGCUAAUGAUUCUAGAAAUACUCAGGUUGAAUACAGUUUGGAAUUAAAUGUGGUACACACCUGAGUUCUAAAAAUCCUCAGGAUUUCACAGCAAGAAUGCUUUAAUUCCUUUUCGAGCCUUGGCAUGAAACAGAAGGCGUGAAUCAAAAGUGUGGCUGGGUUCUGUCUGAUGCUAAAUGCGACAUUCAUUCACCCAAGUGGCAACAUGCAUUGCCCACCUGCAACACCCUCCAACCUAACCCACCCCAGUGCAGGAAACAAAAUGGUACCAACAAAAGCAGGAUUUGAAACCACCCGUUUAAACUCCAGUGUCUUUCACUUUGUUCUUCGCGUCCUUAACAAAAGAAACUGAUUUUCACCACUUCUCCUACACUGAGGCUCUCCUGGAGUCUUCCAUUCUCUUUUAUGCAAAAGAACAUCAAGAAUUCCUUUGUGUUACACGGGAGGUAAAUGCUAAGUGUGAAUGAAGACAUUGAACAGUAAAGUAAAACUCUCAACAGUUUUAAAAAUCGUGAGAAAACCUCAGUCAGAAUGAGACAUACAAAGAAGUGAACGUUUAAAUACAAUCAGAUGACUUUGAUUCAUUUACAUGCUCCCUGCCAAACUGAUUUUUUUUUUUUAAACAAAUUUCAAGUCAUUGUCUUUAGUUUAGGAUUGCUUGUAUUCUACAUUUUUAAAUCAGAGAAAAGCAAGAGUUCUUUACAGAGAAUUAAGCCAAUAAUUUUAGCAAAAUGAUACAAAAACUUCCUUAAACCAAGUAAAAGAUUUAUAGUUACAGUGGAAUAAUAAAAAGGGGGUAAAGUCUGCCGCCUGUGGAGGGAAAACUGAAAUGGCCAUCCAGUAACAGACGGUCAACUCUGUAAACCAUCUUUCUUCUCCAGCCCUGUUUCCACAGGGUUCUCUUAAGGUCACUGGGUUUCUGGCAAGUGUCCUGUAAUGGCAGCUGCUGGAGUCUGUCCAUGUUCCUCCAAGUGCCUUUUAAGUCACAUGGAGAACUCCAGUCGUAUUGUUUCCACUCUAGUUCAGGGUAUUUUUGCUAGUAAAGCCAUUGAUAACAUAGGAGAUCAGCCAUGCAUUAUCUGCCCUCCAUGGCAAAAUAAAUGUUCAUCGGUGCACAGUGGACUGGAGAACACCGGUAGUUACCCGAGCAGGAAUCUACCAAAGCCAAAAACAAGACAACAUCAGCACAAAUCCUUCCAGUUAAUGCAAGAGUGGCUCUCGACGUAUUUUCAAAUCAUUUGGUGUGAAAAGUGAGAAUGUGAAUUAAUAAUCAGUGACUACAUGGUGUUUUGCACCCACCUUCAGCUACACGAAGUCCCCUGUAUUUUCCUCCUUUAUUAGAAAUCAACAUGGAAAAGUUACCUUUCCAGCCAGGAGAUGUUUUGAAGAUAAGUAAACAGAACACAAGCAUGCACAGAAGAAAGACCCAACCAGAUGAAAUCUCUACCAGUGUGCAGAAAUAGACUAAAUGAAUAAUAAACCUUGGAAAAAAAUCCCAAAAGGUUAAAAAAAAAAAAAAAAAAAGCAUAUAUAUAUAUAUAUUCUCAGUAGCUUUUCAUUUGUUGUUGAGCACUGUGUUAACUCACUGCACGGAUUACUUCAACUUGACCUGUUUCAGUAACAGUGCAAUAUUAUUUCAAUAACAUUUGUGCUGUGAAAGUGAAAAAGCAACCACACAUCACUGCAAUUUAAGCAGCAAGACAUAUCUAAAUAGCUGAACCAUUAAUCAGCAUUAUUUUAAGUUGUAAGCAGCUGCAGAUCGUAACACACACGGUGAAGGCCAAACAAUGCAGACACAGCCCUAAGCAGAACAGAAUCUGGACUCCUUCCACACAGGUCUUUUCAACACAAAGCUGAAUGUUUGCUUUUUUUAUUUGGGAACAAAUUCUUAUUUUUCAAACAAGCUCUGAUAACUGGAACUCAGAGUGUUAAGCUGCAAUUUACAGUCGGAUCUUUUCACGUUCAAACAGCUUAAGAAGCAGCCUGUGCACAGUCAGCCAAGCACACAAAGCAGGAGGAAAAAACAGAAGAGAACAGCAGGAUUCUUCGGCAACUAGAGAUAGAGAUUAGUGCAAGCUUUGGCCUUAGAAAGGAAGUGAGGCAGCAGAUGGAGUUAGACAACAGAAUUUACUAAGGAACAGAAAAAUCUCACGGCUUUUUUUUUUUUAAACAAGAAGCAAAGCAAAGAAGAAGGUCUUGAAAUACUUAGGAAAGCUUUCUGCUAUCAAAGUUCAGAUUCUAACUGAAACUUGUUAUUGCUGCGAUGAAAUCUGUUAUUGCCAAAAGCAGAAUGGAUCACAAAGCUGGAAGUUGCACACAGCGAGGCAGAAACUUCUACUGUGCUGAACAGAGUUCUAAGUACCCAAAUCCAAGUCUGCCUGCCCCUGAGAUGCUCAAGUUUCAAAUGAUUCUCAUUAGUAUCUGAACAUUUUUAAAAACAACAGCUCUUAAGGAAUGGAGAAGAACGUAAAACAUUGAGACUUCUGUAGCAGAACAUUCCAUUAAUGACAAGACAAUCUUUGAGUAAUAUAGUUAACUGACUCUUCACACAAGCGUUUUGCUUUUACAGUUCUGAAGCUGAUCUGUUUUUGAGUAGAUGGCACACUGCUGCAAAACGUUCCUGGAAAGACCCAUGAUUCUAAACCAUCUCCUUUUUAGAGCUGGUUACUUUAGUGCUGAUGCUUGAGUGAUUUUAUGGACUCUUCAAGCCACUAUUUUUGUCAAUUCCGCUCAAAAACCCAAAUGGAACAGCAGCAGUCAUUCAACUUUUGGAAGGACAUUUAUUUUUACCUUUAGAGAAAAACAUGGCUGCAUCAAGCAUCUGACUGGAAGGCACAGCUCAGCUAUGAGAUGCGAGAAGAAGCAAAGACUGAUGUUUCCAAAUGCUUUUCCCCACCCCAGCCAAAGCUUUGGUGUCUAAGGAGAAGGACUCACCCUGUGCUGCCUUCCAACGAAAGGAGACGAGCAGCUACUUGCCAUGGUGUUCGAAAGGAAUGCUAUUCUGAGGUAGGGGAAAAGACAGCAAUUUGUAACGGUUCCAAUGCCCCCAUUAUAAAGAUGUCUACAAAUAUCCAACCUAAAUUGGCAGUUGCAAACGUAUCUUUUGAAGAGCUCUGAUUUCAGAUUGCUAUCAGACAUUUCUACCAUAUUAAGAGAUAGGUACAAGGAACAAAUCAUUAGUCUUCAGAGAAAGCAGGUAUGAUCAGAAGAAAACAGAGUACGAUGCCUACUAAGAUACGUGUAUGGAGAAAGAUUUGCUCAUAAGGAGAUGGAAAUUGCAAAGGCACUGCGAGUAUGCUGCCUCUGCCCAGUGAAGUGGCACAGCACUUCAGUUUCUUGAUGCCAGUGUUGGCUCUGGUUUUCUAAAAACCUCUGUUUUCAAAGAGACCUGUUCAAAUAUUUCUUUGUGCAGCACUCCAAUCUCUUCUUCCAGAUAAGGAGAGAUAUCUCUGUUACCAACAGGAAUUAUAACAGCCUUGACUGUCAGGUGCUGAACGUGCCAAACUCAGGAGAAAAAAAACCCAAAGUAAUAUUGAGGAACUUACUGUGCACCGUGAGCAGUCCAACUGAAGCAGGCUUUCACAGGCCCAAACCUCUUGUGAAUGGAAAUGAAGGUUACUCACCUGCACCUACACUCCUGAGAUGAUCACUGCAUACUCACACUUUUGUGACGCAGUCUGUGCAGUCUGGACUGACAGAACUGAUUCAAAGCAGUGCUCAUAGGAAUCCUCAUGCCUUCUUCACUAAGUUUUUCUUUUAUGUUUCACAACUGCCUACACAUAGGAGACUUAGUGACUCAUUCAUAGAGACUUAGAGACUCAUUCACACCGUUUAAUAGUAUAAGAACCUUCAAGCAGCUGGUGUGACCCUCUGCCGCUCCUAUCACAACACUGCACUGAGAUGAGCAAUUUAGGUUUGCUUUGGCUCUGAACAUGCCACCUGGAAAGGAAUCCAGUUCUUUCUCACAAAUACAAAGGGAACAGAUGAUCCUCUGAUGAUCAGCCUUUCAGAGGCUGUCUCAGUGGCUGUCUUUGAUUAGAUCUCUGCAGCACUCCUCCCCAAAUCUAUUUUAACUCCGGACAACAGGAGCUUCAUGUAUAUUUUCUGCAUAAACUUCAGUUAGAACAAUAACUGUUGUUGCCAAAAUUCUGCUUCAACUAAAUCAAGGUGAUCUCUCAUCUUUCAGACAAACUAAAAAGACCAAGAUGAAACCUCACCAUACACCAUGUUCUCCCAAGCACAAUUUUCACAGCUCUUCUGUUACUUCUAGUUUCUCAGCAGUUCAAGAUACUGAAAAAUGAGCUGGACAACAUUCCAGCACCCAUCUCAUCCAUGAGAUGAAAAACCUUCCCUAUUCCUUUUCCUAUUUCCUAUUCCUAUUCCUAGUACUGCAUCAUAUACAUAUUCAAGGAUGAAAUUACACCCUUCCAUUAUGACAUCACAGACCUUCACAACACAGCACUGCAGCCUCCUCCAUCACUACCUAUCACAGAUGCAGUUUCCAUGUAUGAGACAAUAGGCUCCACUUCCUAAUUAUGACCAGAUUUUGGAGUCCUGCCUUACACCUUUUAUUUCAUUAGGCUUUAUGUGACUGCCCAGCUCUCACCACCAUUUAUCAUCAUCAAACCACCUUGAAAACCUGCAGUUUCUUAACUACUGCAUUCACUCUCUACCACCAGUAAAAGUACAAAUAGUGCUGCAGAACUUAUUUCACAGGUAACACUAAGUUUCACAACCCCUUUUUGGAGACGUGCUAGUUGGUAUUCGAAUAAACUCCUCUCACUGCUACAAAGCACUAAUAGCUUUAAUGGGGAUGACUGAGGUACAGUGCCUGGGAGGUGGAAAUAUGGCUGUGGUGCAUUUUGCUAUUCUUACCAGCCACUGGCUUUCCAUGAGUGUCAAAUUUCUCUAUCAGAUCUAUUUUUUUUGCAAUGGAAGUUUGGUUUGCACCAUCUACAUUCUUAACCUUUGUUUUCAGUUUCAGCCCAAACUGAUUUAAAACUAUUUGAGAAAACAAACAAACAAAAAGAGCAGGAUAGAUAAAAACAUGAAGUCAUCUUUACCACCACCACCUCACUCAGUGACACCUGCGUGUUUCCAUCACCCAGAGCUCAACAGCAGCAGCCCUUUCUCUGGGAGCGGAGAUUAUAGACGCAGUGCUGCCUCCAAAGCACCCAAGUAAGGUAACAAAAGGAAUCAAUCCCCUUAUAAGUAACAGAACAUUUAGAUUUUAACCCAAGGCAUCUGUAAACCCUGACAACAAAGUUUAAAAGUUGCUUUCUACCUGGAGUGUGGUCUAAGAACUUCCUGAGAAAGGAACACUGGUAGCUUAUUUUCUCAAGGUUCCCAAAGGAAACUAACAUAUCUGAAAGCAGACAUGGAUAAGCAGUUGCUGUUCUUUACUGUUUUCAUGAGAAGACAUUGAAUACUUUUUUUUUUUUUUAACCAAAUAUUCUUUUCACCUGCUCAAAAUUGUCCUUAGUAGCUUUGCCUUGCAAGCUGGAUACUUGCUAUAGCUGCAAAGUAAAAUUGAAGUCAACCUCUCUUGCCUUCUCAAUCUGACAGGCCCAUGGGAAGUUGUUCAGGUUAUAUUCUGGUUGCACACUGUUAUUCAGCCACCACUAAUGGUCAGCAGCUGCUCACUGCCUUGGUAAGAACUAAGGGAAAAUGACAGGUGAUGAAUGAUUAAUAUAACAAACCCAGAGAAGAACCAGACUGGCUGCUAUUGUAAGGAAGUCAAAUUCCAUACUUGGAGUGAUUCCAUGCUUGAAGCAGAGUGCUCAAGGGUGGGUACAGAGAUAUGCAAUCUCACCACAAAUUAUAUAGCUGGCAAUUUAAGAUCACUCAAAAAAAACGCCAUCCAUAUUCCUACACAAUCUCAAGAGUAUGCUUAUUUUACAAAUUAGACAAUCAAAACUCAUCUGCAAGCCCAUCUGUGUGUUUCAAACCUUGUAACACACAAAAAAUGCAAUGUGUGUGCUGAGCU
Lagopus muta (rock ptarmigan) is the source of this 14728-nucleotide messenger RNA. RefSeq names its product solute carrier family 16 member 3 (gene SLC16A3). The record is from RefSeq and is a predicted model, not a curated record. Gene Ontology annotation, molecular function: monocarboxylic acid transmembrane transporter activity. Lineage: Eukaryota; Metazoa; Chordata; Aves; Galliformes; Phasianidae. The transcript has 5 exons. The coding region runs from base 129 to 1550 and encodes 473 amino acids. Gene Ontology annotation, cellular component: membrane. Gene Ontology annotation, biological process: transmembrane transport; monocarboxylic acid transport.